AUGGAUCUGGAAACUAUCAUUGAAUGUGAUAAUGAGACGAAUAUUGUUAAUAAUAGUGUUUGUACUGUGCGAUUGAAGAGGAGCCAAAAGAAGACUAACAAGAUCGAAGAAUACAGAAAAAAGAGAAAGGAAAGGAGACCUGAGAAGAGACGGGAGAGAAGGAGGAAGAAAUCUGAAAUUCGGCACAAAAUGCUCGCUGCGAUGACCAUAAAUGAAAGAAGAGAAUUUAUCUCAAACGAGAGAAGGGAAGAUAAAUUACAGAGGAUAAGAAUUGAAGAAAAUCUGGUGAAAUCAUACAAUGAUGGAGUUGUAAUAUGUGUAAACUGCGGUUUCGAAGAUAAAAUGAGCGAUAAAGAGUUGGGUAGUUUAGCCAAGCAAAUAUCGAUGGUAUACAAUGGAAUUAAGAAAAACAUGUACAAUAUGCAAUUGCACCUGAGUCACUUUAAUGAAGAAGGGGUACUGGCUCAUAAAUUGAAAAAAUUUUCGUGUGAAAAAUGGAUGAUCCAUAAGCAUACAGAAGAUUUUUGGCAUAUUUACGAAGCUAAAUCAAUUGUCGUUCUGUCCCCCGAUGCAGGACAAGAUCUUGAAGAUGUAGAAACAGAUAAGAUAUAUAUUAUUGGCGGAUUAGUGGAUAAUGAGACUAGGAUUCAAAGUAUGACAUUGGGCCUUGAAUGUAGAAGAUUGCCUCUUGAUAAAUAUCCUCUGUGUAAAAAGAAGGUGCUUACAAUACCCACUGUAGUUAACAUACUAGCCGCACGACUACACGGUCAAGCAUGGGUAGAAGCGUUUGAGCACUUUAUACCCCAAAAUAGGCUAUACAAAUUGCCAAUUGUGUAA
This is a messenger RNA of Babesia microti strain RI, 837 nucleotides long. Its product is annotated as tRNA methyltransferase 10 homolog B. Gene Ontology annotation, biological process: tRNA N1-guanine methylation. The transcript has 5 exons. Gene Ontology annotation, cellular component: nucleus. Lineage: Eukaryota; Apicomplexa; Aconoidasida; Piroplasmida; Babesiidae. The record is from RefSeq and is a predicted model, not a curated record. Bases 1 to 837 code for a protein of 278 amino acids. Gene Ontology annotation, molecular function: tRNA binding.